Messenger RNA from Stomoxys calcitrans (stable fly), 893 nucleotides. RefSeq names its product trypsin alpha-4-like. The record is from RefSeq and is a predicted model, not a curated record. Bases 27 to 803 code for a protein of 258 amino acids. NCBI's taxonomy places the organism in Eukaryota, Metazoa, Arthropoda, Insecta, Diptera, Muscidae. The transcript has a single exon. Gene Ontology annotation, molecular function: serine-type endopeptidase activity. Gene Ontology annotation, biological process: proteolysis.
AGUCAGCGAUAACCAUAUCGUACAUCAUGUUGAAGUUUGUGAUUUUAUUGUCAGCUGUAGCCUGCGCCUCCUUGGCCGCCGAAAUCCCCAGGGGUAUGUUGCCCCAAUUAGAUGGCCGCAUUGUGGGUGGUCAAGCUACCACAAUCAGUGCCUUCCCCUGGCAAGUCUCUCUCCAGCGCAGUGGCUCUCAUUCUUGUGGUGGCUCUGUCUACUCUGCUAAAAUUAUCAUUACCGCUGCCCAUUGCUUGCAAGGAGGUGUCCCCACCUCCAUCCUAAAGGUCCGUGCUGGUUCCACCACCUACAAUGCUGGCGGAAGUUUGGUAUCCGUAGCUGCCUACAAAAAUCAUGAAGGCUACAGUUCCAACCUCAUGACCAACGAUAUUGCUGUCAUCCGUUUGAGCUCUUCCCUCACUUUCAGCUCCACCGUAAAAACGAUCACAUUGGCUACCAAGGCUCCUGCUAGUGGUGCUGCCGCCGUUGUCUCUGGCUGGGGUACUUUACAAUCCGGAGGUUCUACACUACCCACCACUUUGCAAUACGUUGAUCUCAGCAUUGUCAGCCGUGAAGAUUGUGCCUCUUCCACUUAUGGCUAUGGCACGAACAUUCUUCCCACCAUGAUCUGUGCCUAUUCGGUGGGCAAGGAUUCUUGCCAAGGUGACUCUGGUGGCCCACUGGUGUCUGGUGGCAAACUGGUUGGUGUCGUAUCCUGGGGUUAUGGUUGCGCUUGGGCCAACUAUCCUGGUGUCUAUGCUGAUGUUGCUGCUCUUCGAUCCUGGGUUUUGGAAGCCGCUUUCAAAGUUUAAAUAGCUAGUAAGAAUGUUACAUUGUUGUGGAAUUGUGAUAAAGAAUAUAAACUAAAAAAUCUAUCUUUCUUCUAUUAUAUAAAAAAUAAA